Plasmodium inui San Antonio 1 is the source of this 180-nucleotide messenger RNA. RefSeq lists its product as hypothetical. Lineage: Eukaryota; Apicomplexa; Aconoidasida; Haemosporida; Plasmodiidae. The transcript has 2 exons. Bases 1 to 180 code for a protein of 59 amino acids. The record is from RefSeq and is a predicted model, not a curated record.
AUGGAUGAAAAUGAAUAUCUUCCAGUAGAAGGUAGAAUUGAAGAAAUCACGCAACUAAAGUUCAAGGGACCUCAAAGGCGACAGAGCAACCUAUAUGAAAGGAUCUCAGGGGGAGCAUCCCCCCCCAAGAAGAGUCUCCCCAAGGAUAUCAGGAAUACUUUAGUCAAACGGCGGAUCUAG